AUCUUCAGUGAAGGGGAGGGAGUUCAGCAGCUGAGGCUGAGACUAUAUAAACAGGGGUGAGUUCAAACCUCAGUCAGCUGCUCCUGAACAUCUUCUGAUAUCCUGUCACCGCCUGAAGACGAAGACAUUUGCAGAGGAAUUUAUAAAAGUGAACUCAAGACCUCUCUCAUCAUGGAUAUAACCAUCGUUAUGCUGAACGGGACUUCCCACACACUGAGCGUGCAACCAGGGGACACAGUGGGCUCUCUGAAACAACGCAUCCAGAGCAAGUUUGGAGUCCCUGAGAAGCAGAAGCUGAUGUUUGUGAAUGGUCAGAAGACUCACCUGAGCAAUGACUUACUACCCAUCAGCUCCUACGGUUUGCACCCCGGUGCCAGGGUGUCCCUGCUGGUGAUCGAGCCGCGGACCAUCCAGGUGUUCGUCAGAAACGAGAAGGGGAAGCUCAACACCUAUGACAUCAAAGCUGACGAGACUGUGGACAACUUAAAGAGCAGGGUCCAGAGCAGAGAGGGGGUCCCGGUGAGCCAGCAGAGGCUCAUUCACCAGGGCAGAGAGAUGGCGGGGGGCAAACUGGCGGACUACAACGUCACUGCCAACAGCACCAUCGACCUGAGUAUGCGCCUGAGAGGAGGCUGAGGACUAUUAAAUCUGAACAUUCCUGAUUAUCAUAUAGUAUUAAAAAAUGAUUUUCUGUAGCCUUCCUUUAUUUUUUUUUAGUAAUUUCUAAUGUAAAUGAUCACAAUUAUGUCUUAUUUAUUUGUAGUUUCAUUUUGAACAAAAAAAAUCAAUGCAUUCCUCCUGUGUGUAAUCAUGCAUGUCUUAAAAACGUGUUAAGACUUAGUUUGUUGUUUUAAUUUGGCAAUACAAAUCUGUUGUCCAUUUUUAAUGGAAAUGGACUUAUACCUGCACUUUAUAUUGUGGCAACUCCUGCUCAUGUUCCUUCUGCUCACACUGUAGGCUAUAUAUGUUGGUGUAGCUAUUCACACUUCAUACUGUUAAAACUGUUCAAAGUGGGACCAAGUCAUUGUUUUUGUUAAGUUCUGCCUGUGGCUGCUCUUGAUUUGUCUUCUUUCAAAAUACACCUCUGUUUUCAUAGGAAAUUUAAUGUUACAUAAAGUCUCUUUCAAAAUAAAUGUACUAUGUAAGGACAACACUGCAAA
Epinephelus fuscoguttatus (brown-marbled grouper) is the source of this 1160-nucleotide messenger RNA. It is a transcript of the gene isg15, whose product is annotated as ISG15 ubiquitin like modifier. The record is from RefSeq and is a predicted model, not a curated record. Gene Ontology annotation, cellular component: nucleus; cytoplasm. Gene Ontology annotation, molecular function: ubiquitin protein ligase binding; protein tag activity. NCBI's taxonomy places the organism in Eukaryota, Metazoa, Chordata, Actinopteri, Perciformes, Serranidae. Gene Ontology annotation, biological process: protein ubiquitination; modification-dependent protein catabolic process.